Trichoderma harzianum CBS 226.95 is the source of this 2580-nucleotide messenger RNA. RefSeq lists its product as hypothetical. NCBI's taxonomy places the organism in Eukaryota, Fungi, Ascomycota, Sordariomycetes, Hypocreales, Hypocreaceae. The transcript is spliced from 3 exons. Bases 481 to 2328 code for a protein of 615 amino acids. The record is from RefSeq and is a predicted model, not a curated record.
GCAGCCGUCUCCCGUCUUCGCGCGACGCCCCUUGUUUGCUUGCUAGACUGACACGGCCCUUCGGAGUACAGAGUACAGAGUACUCGUACAGAGACAGUCCUCGACUAUUGUUCUUUAGGCUUUUUGGAGCGACAGGGCUUCGACACGGCCUGUCCUGCUCCAGCUAGGCAGUCUAGACCAAGCUCCGGAGCCGAGUGGAGAAUACACCUCCCACUCAGCUGCCAAGCACACACAUCUUGAUCGGCUCGCUCGCUCAGCCCAGCCUCGCGACGGCGAUUGCUAUCGAGACCUGAGCCCCCGGCGCCUAGACGCACACCACACACCUACACACACAAGUACCACAGGUGCAUCCACCUGGUUGCCGAGGCCAGGGGGAUCAACGCCGCUGGGAGUGGACAAGCUCCGGUCUAUUCGGCGGACGCGGAGGAUGGUUGGCCGGCCCGUUGUUGGCAGUUCCCCGAAUACCACCACACGCUCCAUAUGGAUCUCGGAUCCGUAAGACGGGGCGGGAUUAGCCCCGGAGCAGGAGAUUCUGUAGAGAGCGGCAGCCCUACCGAAGGCAUCAAGCAUGAAGCUGAAGCCACUGCACCCUCCCUGACGUCGGCGACGGCGAUGCCCAAUGGCGCAGGGGCAGGCGCAUCUGGUGCCGCGGACGCCAUGGAGACCACGGAAGCAGAAGAGGUGGAAAAUGUGACCAAGAAGAGGAAAACGGGUUCAGGAAGUAGAGGUGUUGCAAACUUGACGCCGGAGCAGCUGGCCAAGAAAAGAGCAAACGACCGCGAAGCGCAACGUGCCAUCCGAGAAAGGACUAAGAACCAGAUUGAGAGGCUCGAGCGCCGCAUCCAUGAGCUUGAAGCUCAAAAACCGUAUCAGGACCUCCAGGCCGUGGUACGGGCCAAGGAGGUGAUAGAAGCAGAAAAUGCUGAGAUCAAGAGACGGCUGGCUAGCAUUAUCGGCAUGCUGCAGCCUUUGGUUGGGUCAAAUAUGCCUGGCAUCAGCCCUGCCCUCCCAUACGCCGCAACACCUAUUCCCAUGACAACAACAAGCAACAUCGCCUAUCAUCCUGCAGCAUCUGCUACUUCUUCAUCACCAGCAGCAGGAAUGGUUGACCCCAUUCGCCAAGCCGCUCAACCGCCCCUGCAGAGCUGGCAAAGCGGCGGUAGUAGUACACCGCCAGCACCGCGACAGCCUAGCCUAACCGACGCCGUCGAUGAAGGCACUCAGGCCCUAUUAGAGCGGCAAGGACAGACGCUUCGGCACGGCUUGGACUUUGAGCAGGGCCGCUUUGACCUAAACGUCGUACUCGACCCUGCCCAAGCUAUACCAAAGCUACAGAGGGGCGUUAAUGGUGCACAAGACACGGUUGAAUACCACCACGUCCCCAUGAAACAUGACUGGACACAAGUGAAUCCGACUUACGCACCACAGGCCCGGCCUGUGCCUGCGUGGGAGUCACCUAUUUCCAUACUAUCAGCUACCUCAGACACAACUCCGGCAAUAGCAUCAGCCCUGGGCAUCACUCGGCAGAGUUCUGUCACAAGCCAGCCAGGGCCUGCCUCCGGGCCAACCUCUGAUCCCAGCCCCCCCAUGGUUCCAGCAGUUCCCUAUCCCACCGCACAGACUGCUGUCCCAGAAGCUCUCCCUCAAUUCUCGCGUCCCCUGCGCAACUGCAGUCCUACAUGUCCGCUUGACGCUCUACUUCUCGACUUUCUUAGCGAGCGGCAGCAGCGUGCUGCUGAGGGCUACGAGCCGAGUGAGGUGUCUGGCCCUCGGUAUCCAUCCGUUUCUUCUCUGCUCAAUCCAGCAAAUAGCAAAUUCAGCCACCCAGUGUCUAGAGUUUUCACAGACAUCAUUACCAAGUUUCCCGAGGUGUCCGGCCUUCCCGAAAAGGUGGCCAUUCUGUACCUCAUGUUUCUUUUCAUGCGAUGGCAGAUAUAUCCAACGAAGGAAAACUUGGAACGUUUGCCGCCGUGGAUCCAUCCAUUGCCAUGUCAGUACGAAAUACCGCAUGCCGCGUGGAUGGAUUUCUUACCAUACCCGGCGAUGAGGGAAAGAGUCAUUAGAGCCGAAAAUCCCGACCUCUUCUACUUUGACAACUUCUUUCUUCCGUUUACAUCCACCUUCUCCGUCUCCUGGCCUUAUGAGGAGGCACAUACGUUACUACGAAACCCCGACUCUGAUGAGAUUAUGAUUAACCCCGUGUUUGAGAGCCACAUGCGAAAUUUGGAUAAUUGGAAAUUGGGGAGGCUGUUUGCCGAAUCUUUUCCCAUGUUGGCUGAUACGUGUCAGUAUUGGCCCGAUGCAAAUGGACAAGAAAAUGCUAAAUAAAUGAUGCUUUCUAGUGAAUAAAAAGAGGUGGGAAUGAGCACAAAGAAAGAAAAGAGGAGGACGCUCCUGGAGGGCUUGCUAACCCCUGAAUCACCCGCAACAGCAUUACUCCGGUGUUGGAGGACAACUCGUUUGGUUUUGGUAACACUUAAAGUGCAUUCAUUCCACGAAAUGCACAUAUUAUGACAUGUAUGCGUUAUAGCAUGGUUAUUGUAUUUACUACAUCUCUCGAAAUAUAAUUGUAAUUCCGUU